GUUUCCCUCUGGUGGCGGCUGCGAGGGCUGCUCGUCGCGGGGCCUCGCCUGACUAGUCGGGGGGGGGGGGUGGCCUAGGGAGCAGCUAAUAAGACCAAAUCCAAAGUUCCAGACUCAGCUGCGGCUUAAAUACAUAUACUAUAUACCUAUAUAACUGCAUAUAUAUAUAUAUAUAUAUAUAAAGGUACUUCUGAGAACCUCAUAAUGAGAAACCAGCCAGUUCCUGCUUGCAAUGGGAAUGUUUUACAUACAGGUACACGGCGCUCCUGUGCAGGCUACGACAUUUCCGUCAGAUCCCGGCACAAUGCGAAAGCUCAGCCUGGCCUCCCCGAAAGAGGAGACUGGCCCAGUGACCGCUGGGCUCUGCACCAAGCUGCUCGCCCGCAAGAACAGACUGCCCACAGGUCCGGCUCCUGCAGCGGAAGGUUAAAUCCCAAGGAGGAAUGCUGUACAGAGAGAUCAGUGCUUGCCCAGCCAACAUUUGUUUUUGAAAAGAAGGACCGUCCUUUGAAGCGGCCUGCAGAAGACCCAGUUUGCAAAGCUGAAAAUGAUUUCAUUAGUUAUUCCAGAAAGCGUGCAAGAUCAUCAUCUUUUACUUUCCAGAAGUCUGACUCUCAGUCUAACACAGAUACAACUGUCGCUCAGAAAAGGGGGAGAUCAUCUUCCUUUACCAUCCUUCCUACUUUCCCUCCCUCCCAGCCAGUAAAGAAGAAUAACAUAUUCAUGACCUCAACUCUUCUUCAAAGAAACCCUGACUUGAUCAGAAGUACAAAAGAAGGAUCCUUGUUACAAAGUCAAUUGCGGAAUGUCAUUAGACCUGCCAUUUUACAACCCCCACAAGCCCUGACCUGUCCUGAAAAUCCUGUAGUAUCUCUAGUGACUAAGAAAGAAGCAUAUGUUCAGCUAUCUGAAGACAGGUCUUAUUCGUCAGCUGAGAAUUCAGUAAGUUCCAAAACAGCAGUGAGGUCAUCUACUACCAUGAAUCUUUCUAGCUCUAAAACAACACGAAGUCAGUUGUUUGAAGAUGGAAGUGUACAAAACAGCAGCAAUUCUGAUUUUGUGUUUGGAGAAAACAUGGUUGAGAGAGUUUUGAGUCCUGAAAAGCAUCCCAAGCCGUGUAAUGGAGCUGAUUCAUACAAUGGAGAAAUAACAUCCAUGUACAUAGAACCUUUUCAUGUCAGUCCACAAACAAAAACAGCUUUGUUGAGGAAUGCAACACUAAAUGAAUCAGCAGCUGCUUCUAUUUCCAAGCCAGUAGAGAAAAUUCUGUUAGAUAAAGUUGAAGUUAUAACUGGAGAAGAAGCAGAACACAAUGUAUUACAGAUCAACUGCAAGCUCUUUGUAUUUGACAAGCUUUCUUUAACCUGGAUUGAAAGAGGCAGAGGAUCCCUGAGGCUUAAUGACACUUCCAGCAAUAAAUGUGGAAUGUUGCAGUCAAGGCUAAUUAUGCGAAAUCAAGGCAGCUUGAGACUGAUUCUCAACACCCGACUCUGGGAUCAAAUGGUUAUAAAAAGAGCAAACAGGAAGAGCCUGUGCUUUACUGCAACAGACCAAGAGGACCACUCUGUUCAGGUAUUUCUAAUUCAGGCAAGCUCAAAAGACACUGAAUACCUGUAUGCAGCAAUACAUCACCGCCUUGUGGCAUUGCGAAGCUUUGCUGAGCAAGAGCCAGAUGCCAAUCAAGUAGAUGCAGAGUCAGAAAUAGCUUUUGAGCCAUUAAACUGUGAUAGUGAUGAUGAAGAUGAUGAAAAAAUAACUCAAGUGAGCAGCAGUGGAUAUGAUCAUUCUAGAUGGAACCACAGGCAGUCCAUAGUUUGCUCCUGACACCUACCAGAGGUUACAACAGCAUGGCUGGGAACUCAUCUUCCCAAAAUGUCUAAGCUGACGCAUUAGUCCCAGGAGGGAGGAAAUCAGAUGCAUUUUGCUUUAUGAGUUUUAAGCAAAGAUUAAUUUUAAGGACAGCUUAAGUUUAAUACAUUGAGAAAGAACUUCAGAUGCACUUUUGAGGAUUCUAGUCAGCCUGCUUUGCACUGGGAUGGCAAUGACACAAUGGCUUCCAAUAUUCAAGAAGUGUUACCAAGGCUUCAGAUUUUAGAAUUAAAUAUAUUUAGAUGCAUUAUUGAAGUAAGGAAUUUUAUAGGGAAUAGAUGUUUAUUCAUCAUAUUGAUGGAUAAAAGCACAUAACCAUGAACUAAUAAUGUAUGUGAAGAGAUACUUGUUACUUUUCAUCUGUUUUUUAAAAGAUACAUUUGGAAAGCUUUAAAUCAGGCUUCACUGAAAAAACAUUUAUUUAAAAUUGUGUGGUAACAUUCAGUACCCUGUUUUUAAGUACAUACAAGCAGAAUUGGGGGUGGCAGUUUAGCGUGACCAAGGCCUAUGAAACCAGCAUUCAUAACAAGGUUUUUUUUUCUCUUUGUUUUGAAAAUAUCUGGAGUUGCAUACUGGUUAUAGAAUUCUGUUAAAGGGCAAAGAACCAUGAUCCGCCUUUACAGCCAUAAGCACCAGGAGAAUUCACCAUGAGGAACUGCAAGGCUGUUCUAGGGGCAUAUGAGCUUUAAAAUCUAUAAGUAUAUCCACUUGCACUCAUGAACACCUCUUCAGUUGCACAAAACAAGCACCUGCACUAUUAAUUGUCCAUUCAAUAUACGCAAAUAAACGCACAGUAUAGCUGGAUAUCUGCAUAAAAAUUUCUCUUAAAUGUGUGAGAUUAUCUGAGAUUACUUCUGCCUUAGCUGUAGCUAUCCCUGAACAGCAUCAUUCCUUGAAAUAGAUUAAUAUGUUACACAUCCUAAUGUGUGCAAUAAUCCCAGCAGUGCCAAAGACCCACUCACUCUGUAAAAGUGAUUCCACAAACUACUGCCUUUGACCUAACCAUUCUCAUGAGGAAUUAGAAAAAUCAAUUCUCUCUAAUGCCACCUAUGAAUUAAGAGUUACUGGAUCAUUCAUAAGCCCGUGCACAGUACAGACACCAUUUAUGCUCUGUAUUUUCUAUUCAUUCUGUCAAAAGAGAAAGAAAAUAUGCCUGUAAUCAUUCUGCUGCAACUCUCUGUUGCCUUGUAUAUUGUUGAUUACCAAAUACUAUUUCUUUGUCAUCCUCAGAGCUGAAACAAUGUUCUGAAAUACCUGAAGUCCUUUUAAUUAAGGUAUUUGUAACAAUUUUUCAAUCUUAAAAGCUGCAUCACACCUGAGGAGUCAAAUUACAAUUUAUUUUUCCCGUCUGAACAUAAGUAUGAAGUUGGAAGAAUACCAGCUUCUUCCUGAAUUCUCAGUGCCCUGUCAAGAUUAGCAUCCAGGUGAAACUGGACUAGCAUCUGGAUUAUGCUGAAUCCUAAAUAGCCUGCCAAAAUUAGCACUUGUCUGACAUUGAUUUAGCAUCUGGAUGACAGUAAGCUUAAGUGGGACUGGGUUUUUGCCUUCAGGAAAAGGGGACGGCUUCACAAGAGAGCAUCUGUGUCAAAUACUGAAGCACUGAUUGGACUCUUCAGUCUGCCAGUAAUGUCUUUCCAUAACUACCUGUACAUUGUGUCCUUUUCUAUCGGCCUUGCUCCUGACCACAACAGUAUUUGCAUCACUGACCUUCAUAUUUCAUUGCUGCAACUCAUACUCGGGAACAAAGCUCCAUGUUAUAGCAACUUCAGCAGUUGUAGAACACAGCAGCCCUCUGUAUUUAGCAACAGGUCAUGGUGAUAACUUUGCCCUGGAGUUCAGCUGGCUAUGCACUGAAUGCAGAGUUUGAUUUCAAAGUCUGUCCUGAUAAUCAAAGCCUUCCAUGAAACAGGAUUUAAGCACCUGAGUGUCACGAUAUCCCUCUAAAUUCUACUACAGCUGUAAAAUCCUUGUCAGAUGAAGGAGCGUUCCAGGGCAGGUGCAACAGAACUUCUGCAGACACAGGACUUAAAUUUUGCCAUUUGCUCCCACAGCAUAAGGAACAAGGCUUAUGAUCAUUCACAAAUAAACUCUCCUUUGAUCUGCCUCUUCCUAGGAUUGUUACAUGUAUACACAAGUACACACGCAAACACACAUGCUCAUGCACACACACACACACACACACACUCUCAAACAUGAAGCUACAUCUCCUAAAAGCUGAGGAGGAAGAGAUGUUUAACUGUUUUGAAGAGUUUGGAUACUGUGGUAAUAGAUGACGUAUAAAUAGGUGUCUGUCCAGAUAUAUUUAUGAUAUGAUUUUUUACUCCUGAGAUCCUAGUUAUUUAUUCUACUCAGUCUCAUUGCACUAAAAUUCAUUGUUUCUCAAGACUGAAAGUAUGCUAAUAUGUAAUAUAUUAACUUGGUUUUAAAAAUGUGAAGAUUGUCAUUUUAUGACAGCCAGAGCAAUGAUUGCUAUGCCUGAGCAAUAAACAACUUCCUUACAGCUUUAA
Messenger RNA from Harpia harpyja (harpy eagle), 4376 nucleotides. It is a transcript of the gene RANBP3L, whose product is annotated as RAN binding protein 3 like. The record is from RefSeq and is a predicted model, not a curated record. Gene Ontology annotation, cellular component: nuclear pore; cytoplasm. Gene Ontology annotation, molecular function: GTPase activator activity. NCBI's taxonomy places the organism in Eukaryota, Metazoa, Chordata, Aves, Accipitriformes, Accipitridae. The transcript has 15 exons. The coding region runs from base 205 to 1824 and encodes 539 amino acids. Gene Ontology annotation, biological process: protein export from nucleus.